UCCCCUGCGUCGUGACGCACGGCGCGGUGACGUAGGACGCUCACCGCUCUCUACUUGCUGGCUCCAGUCUCCCGGAGAGAAGGGUCCGUUGUUGGUCGUCAUGGUUCCUCCGGUACAGGUCUCGCCCGUCAUCAAGAUGGCUAGGUACUCGGCAUUGCUGGUUGGCAUCAUCUAUGGGAAGAAGCGAUAUGAUUAUCUAAAGCCUGUUGCUGAAGAGGAGAGGAGAAUAGAGGCUGAAGAGAAAAAGAAACGAGAGGAACUUGAACGCAUUGCAAAACAGUUGGCAGAAGCUAAUGAAGACACUAUUCUGAAAUGAUGACCAUUUUUAAAAGUACAGAUGAAGAAUCUGCAUGUUGCCCUUACGGUUUGCUAGUACGGACUUAUCAGAUGUAUCUAUUCAACACACAAUUUGGGGUGUUUUUUCAAUGAGAGACAAUAAAUAUUAUUUGAACAAUAUAA
Molecule: messenger RNA, 459 nt
Organism: Stegostoma tigrinum
Lineage: Eukaryota; Metazoa; Chordata; Chondrichthyes; Orectolobiformes; Stegostomatidae
Product: ATP synthase subunit e, mitochondrial
Exons: 4
Coding region: 101-316 (71 amino acids)
Biological process (GO): proton motive force-driven ATP synthesis
Molecular function (GO): proton transmembrane transporter activity
Source: RefSeq, a predicted model, not a curated record